AUGGACGCGCUGGAGUCGGAACUGACCUGCCCGAUCUGCCUGGAGCUCUUUGAGGACCCUCUGCUCUUACCCUGUGCCCACAGCCUGUGUUUCAACUGCGCCCAUCGAAUACUCGUGUCUCACCGCACCUCCCACGACCCCCCGGCACCCAUCAACGCCUUCCAGUGUCCCACCUGUCGCUAUGUCAUCACCCUCAACCAGCGUGGCCUAGAGGGACUCAAACGUAACGUCACGCUGCAGAACAUUAUCGAUCGUUUCCAGAAAGCCUCCGCCAGCGGCCCGAACUCCCCGAGCGAGACGCGGCGUCAGCCGGACCCCGCUGUCGGCCCGGCCAUGAGCUCCUCCUCCCCGCCGCACGAGCGCGUCCGGUGCCAGUUCUGUGAGCAGGACCCGCCCCAGGACGCCGUGAAGACCUGCAUCACCUGCGAGGUGUCGUAUUGCGAGGAAUGCCUGCGCGCCACACACCCCAACAAAAAACCUUUCACGGGGCACAAGCUGACCGAGCCCGUUUCAGACUCGCGCCUACGGGCCAUCCUGUGUCCCGAACACGAGGGCGAGAGGGUGAACAUGUACUGCGUGACGGACGAACAGCUGAUCUGUUCUCUCUGUAAACUGGUGGGACGGCAUCGAGAGCAUCAGGUUGCAGCGCUGAGCGAACGUUAUGACAAACUGAAGCAAGCGUUGGAUUCUAACCUCAGUAACCUGAUAAAGAGAAACACUGAAUUGGAAAGCCUGAUGGGGAAACUCAUUCAGACGUGCCAGCAUGUGGAGUUAAAUGCAACGCGACAAGAAAACAAGCUAAUUGAAGAAUGUGAUCUUCUGAUCGACAUCAUCCAACAGAGGAGGCAGAUUAUCGGAGCUAAAAUUAAGGAUGGAAAGGUAGUGCGACUGCGUAAGCUUGCCCAGCAGAUAGCCAGCUGUAAACAGUGCAUUGAGAGGUCAUCAACACUCAUCACACAGGCUGAUCAAACCCUUAAGGAGACGGACCACGCCCGCUUCCUCCAGACUGCCAAGAGCAUCUGUGAGAGAGUAUCCAUGGCAACAGCGUCUUCUCAGGUCCUGAUCCCUGAGAUCAAUGUGACGGACACAUUUGAUACGUUUGCACUGGACUUCAGCAGGGAGAAGAAAAUGCUAGAAAGUUUGGAUUACCUUACAGCUCCAAACCCUCCAGUAAUCCGUGAAGAGCUUUGCACAGCGUCACAUGACACCAUCACAGUCCACUGGACGUCCGAAGAUGAGUUCAGCAUUGUUUCCUACGAGCUACAGUAUGCCAUCUUCACAGGACAAGCCAAUGUUGUCAGUUUGUGUAGUUCUGCUGAUAGUUGGAUGAUUGUACCAAACAUUAAGCAGAACCACUACACGGUUCACGGCCUCCAGACAGGAACCAAAUACGUGUUCAUCGUCAAGGCCAUUAACCAGGCAGGCAGCCGCAGCAGCGAACCCGGAAAACUGAAGACCAACAGCCAGCCUUUUAAAUUGGACCCAAAAUCGGCUCACAAGAAGCUGAAGGUGUCACACGACAACCUGACGGUUGAGCGAGACGAGGCGUCGUCGAAGAAGAGUCACGGGCAGGAGCGCUAUAAUGCCCAGAGUAGCUAUGGCGUUGUCGGAAAUGUUUACAUCGACAGCGGACGUCAUUAUUGGGAGGCUCUCAUUGGAGGAAGCACAUGGUUUGCAGUCGGCGUCGCCUAUAAGUCAGCGCCCAAACAAGAAUGGAUAGGUAAAAACCCAGCCUCCUGGGUACUCUGUCGAUGUAACACCUCCUGGGUCGUUCGUCACAACGGUAAAGAGAUGCCAAUCGAGCCGCCGCCGCACCUGCGUCGUGUGGGCGUUCUCCUGGACUACGACGUUGGCUCGCUAGCCUUUUACGACGCCGUGAGCACACAGCACCUGUAUACGUUCGACGUGUCUUUUGUCCAGCCUGUCUGUCCGGUAUUUAAUAUCUGGAACAAAUGUUUAACUGUCCUCACAGGGCUACCCAUUCCUGACUACCUGGAUACCGCAGAUUCUCCGAACUAG
Chanos chanos (milkfish) is the source of this 2019-nucleotide messenger RNA. RefSeq names its product midline 1 (gene mid1). NCBI's taxonomy places the organism in Eukaryota, Metazoa, Chordata, Actinopteri, Gonorynchiformes, Chanidae. Bases 1 to 2019 code for a protein of 672 amino acids. Gene Ontology annotation, cellular component: cytoplasm. The record is from RefSeq and is a predicted model, not a curated record. The transcript has 9 exons. Gene Ontology annotation, biological process: regulation of microtubule cytoskeleton organization. Gene Ontology annotation, molecular function: zinc ion binding; protein binding.